Messenger RNA from Hemibagrus wyckioides, 1153 nucleotides. It is a transcript of the gene pthlhb, whose product is annotated as parathyroid hormone-like hormone b. Gene Ontology annotation, cellular component: extracellular region. Gene Ontology annotation, molecular function: hormone activity; peptide hormone receptor binding. Lineage: Eukaryota; Metazoa; Chordata; Actinopteri; Siluriformes; Bagridae. The record is from RefSeq and is a predicted model, not a curated record. Gene Ontology annotation, biological process: regulation of chondrocyte differentiation; adenylate cyclase-activating G protein-coupled receptor signaling pathway; osteoblast development. The transcript has 2 exons. The coding region runs from base 487 to 996 and encodes 169 amino acids.
GAAAAGGUCUUUCAUGCUGCUUAAUCAACUCAAAUUCAAACCCUGAAAAUCACUAUUACAUUGCUUCUCGAUAGAUAGAUAAGUUUAGAUUUAAGAUAUUACUUAAAUUAAUUCCUUACUGUGAAUAUGUGUAAACUGAGAUAGGUUUAAUUUAGGUUUUAUUUAUUAUGCCCUAGCAUUUUACCACUUUAUCAUUAAUAUAAUUUUAUCUUAAUUCGAAAAAUAUAUACACAGUUAUCGAAGCGUUUACAUUUAUGGCAAUUAGCAGAUUUUAUUGCAUCCUUGCAAUAUAGAGCAUAAUAAAAUAAACACUGUGUCAAAGACAUCACGUAAAUACUUGCGAAGAAAUCUAUCAAUAUCGAACUGCUGUACUACAAAAUGCAUCUUGAAAAUGAUACAUCCAUGUGUAGAACAUAAUCUUAAAUCAGUAACUGCAUUUUUAUUUAUGUUUGAAACAUAUUUAGCUGUAGUCUAACUCUUUUCCAGAUGAGGGUCUGCAGAGUUUUGUGGACGAGCAUGAUGUUAAGGCAGUGGAGUUUUGCUGUGCUCUUAUUAAGCAUCCCUCUACCUGUCCAAGGGCAACCCAUACACGCUCUCAGCAACAGAAUGAAACGGUCCGUGAGUCAAGCCCAACUUAUGCAUGACCGUGGGCGCUAUCUGCAAGACAGGAAGAGACGACUCUGGCUGCAGGAGCUGUUUGAACAGGUACAUACUGCCAAUGUGUGGGACACUCCAUCCAGCAGUGGAACCAACCUCCAGCAUGUAACCUGGGAUGCCCAAGCUCCCAAAGCUGCCAGCAGCACCAAAGACUUUCUUUUGGACUUUCAGUUAGAGAGCACAGGCACAAUUGACACCCUGCCACAGGAAACCAACAAAGAGCAGCCGUCUGGCACUAAGAGAAAGAAGAGAGUAUGUUUGGGGAAGUGGAGAGAAAGCAAUAAACGAAGAGGAUGGCCAUGCUCAAUACAAGCCCAAGUAGCAUUUAGAGCUCACUAAGUAGGGCAGUUGGCAGUAAGUGAGGAGACGACUGUGAAACAAACAAAAACAAGGCAAUGACACCAUCAAACACAUUGGACCACGGCCUCUAAACUUCUUUACCAUAGAAUAGUUUCUCUCAUCAGCAUAAAACACAGUGCCUCUUAAGUAGAAUUUA